AUGAAACAGAGCUGCAAGACUGUGACGCUCGCAUGUGUUCAACAAGUGUUCAACGCGGAGUUUCAAAACUUGUUCUCGACGUCCGCACCGACGAGCGUCCACCUCCUAGCCGUCCUCAAGGCUCGUCCUGCUGUCAUCAUGUCCUCGUCGCUCCUCGCGGUCAGCAAACAGAAGCUCGCGCUCCGUGUCUCCCAGACCUCCGUGCGGUACAUCGGUCGCCAGGAGUCUGGCGGCGACCCCAAGAAUGAUAUCAUCCGCCGCGCCCUCUAUCCCUCCAACAUCCGCAACCGGCCCUCCCCCGUGGGCUCCUGGAGACCAGAUGUCGGCCGGCGGCUGCAGCGUGCCAUCCCCUCCGUGCAGGCCCACGAGACGAUCGAGCGCGCGUGGUUCCUCCACCAGCGGCACGUCCGUCGUGCGCGCGCGUCCGAGCUCCAGCGGAAAUUUGAGUCCGUGCGCAACGCGAUGGAGACGCUACGGUUUGUCGCCCCCGAUCUGUAUGUGGAGGCAAACAAGGAGGAGGAUCCCCGAGCGCGGAGCCCAGCGGAGACCGAUCUGCUGAAGAAACUCAAAGGCCCGGAGAAGAAGGCGGUGGAGGCGAGAAUACGGGGUUUGUUCCCCAGGGAGUUGCGCACGCCGACAGAUACGCCACCCAGGAACGGGUGGACUUACGAUUUUACUCCCAUUGUGCGUCCUUCAUAG
This is a messenger RNA of Dichomitus squalens LYAD-421 SS1, 699 nucleotides long. RefSeq lists its product as uncharacterized. Gene Ontology annotation, molecular function: structural constituent of ribosome. Gene Ontology annotation, biological process: mitochondrial translation. The record is from RefSeq and is a predicted model, not a curated record. The transcript has 2 exons. Bases 1 to 699 code for a protein of 232 amino acids. Lineage: Eukaryota; Fungi; Basidiomycota; Agaricomycetes; Polyporales; Polyporaceae.